Molecule: messenger RNA, 4655 nt
Organism: Puntigrus tetrazona (Sumatra barb)
Lineage: Eukaryota; Metazoa; Chordata; Actinopteri; Cypriniformes; Cyprinidae
Product: neuronal pentraxin-2-like
Exons: 5
Coding region: 288-1862 (524 amino acids)
Source: RefSeq, a predicted model, not a curated record
GAGGGUGCUGUCUCCACCUCCCUCUCAAACGCAGCCCACCCCCGACGUGUAGCCGAGCCCCCACCUCUUGUUGUCCCUACGGUAACACCGAGAUGGAGACAUAGAGACGCGUCCUGCUCGUGGACAGGCACAUCGCGGAGCAAGCGAUUUAAAAGCGCCGAACAAUCAACCGAUGAACUUAAUUCACUCUUGAAUUAACCGUCUCCCCUUUAUCUUUUGUUUCUCAUCGUCGCUGAUUUUUUUUAACCGCCACCCUGAAGUUCAUCGUUGUCAUUUUGGCCGCCGGGAUGGUGGCGUUUAUCGGAGCGGUUAUAUGCAUCAUCGCCGCGGUUCACAGCGGAUCUCCGCCGGCGUCCGCGACCGCAGCGCAGCCCCUGGCUGACAACCAUUCACUCUCACCGGACGCCACCGGGAAGACGUUCUCCACCGGCUCCGUGGCCCGAGCAGGACCGCUGGACGCUCUUCACGGGACCGACGCGACCAGCAGGGAACGAGGGGGACCGGAGGCGCCGACCUUCUACGGAUUAACGGGACUGGGCACCGGAGGCAGCGAGCAGCAGGUCACCUACAGCAGACUCAUCUGCACCCCUGUCCCCGCCGGUGAGUGCAACCCAAAAAACUUUCAGCAACAAGCGGACGACCCGUCGUUGUACGCGGGAGAGGACUGGGGGUACCUGCGCACCACCGCCGAGGAGCUCCGGCAGACCGUCCUGCAGCAGAAGGACGAGAUCCUCACGGAUCAGAGAACCAUACGGGAGCUGACGGGAAAGCUGUCGGAAUGCGAGAGCGGCUUGAAGGGACGCAGGGUCCCGGAGCGGAGCGCGGCGCUCGGGGACGCGCGGAAAGAGAAUAAGGAGCAACUCAUGAUGCGGGACGAUGCGGGGUCCUCGAUGCGGAGCGCUCACGCGAUGGACGAGCUGGUGCAUGCCAUAACUCAAAUGAAAGACCGCAUCGAGAAACUGGAGUCUGAAAUGGCCCCAUCGGCGUUCAAUCACACAGACACGGGCUCACAGAAAGCAGUCGCCGCUCGUACGCCGGCGGUGGCAGCGCAGAGACGAGUGGAGGAUCUGGAAGGAGAGCUGAAGAGAAAGAUAAAACUGCUGGAGGAGGAGAGGAAAGCGCUGCGGAAAGAGACCCAGAAACAUCAGGAGCAUAUCGACUACGGACUGGACACUGUACACCAGAGGAUAAGCAGCUUGGAGAAAGGUCUCUCCGAGAACAAGUUUCCAGAAGGUUACAGGCUCUCAUUCCCCGUACGCAGCACUUCCAUGUACGCCACUGUAAAGCAGGAAAUCCCAGCCCUCCACGCUCUGACGGUCUGCAUGUGGAUCAAACCUGCAAAGAGCGUCUUGGGAACGGUAGUCUCUUACGCUGUCUCUGACCAGAGCCACGAGUUUGUGCUUCAGCAGUUGGUUCAUGGACCCAUUGAGCUCAUCGUUAAUAAUGAGGUGGCGCCGAUACCUCUGAACUUAACAGUGGGCAGAUGGCAGCAUGUGUGUGUGAGCUGGAACCGGAGAGCCGGAGCGUGGCAUGCCUACUUAGGGGGCAAACUAAAGCUCGAAGGAAAUGACCUGGCAACCCGUCACAGCAUCCGACCGGGAGGAACUCUCAUACUUGGCCAAGAGCAGAGCUCAAUGGGCGGUCUUCGCUUCCAAGCGUCCCGGGCUGUGGUGGGAGAGCUGUCUGAGUUCAACAUGUGGGACCGGCCUCUUUCACACAUGGAGCUCUCUGCUCUUGCCCGCUGCAGCACGGGCAUGCUGGGUAACGUAGUCCCAUGGACCAGCCGCGAGGUGGAGGUUUUCGGAGGCGUCACCAAACAACCAGCCGAUCAUUGUGAGCAUCGCAACAGCGCCAGACAGUGAUGGGCUCCUGUUGAGGGCCAGAGAGUCAAAGGCAGGGUGUUCAGAGAUAGCACAGAUUGAUCAGAGGGCAAAACCACAACAUGGUCAUGUUGAUUUCUUUAAGGCAGAGUUUUUGGUUAGUGGUGUUUCCUGACAUGCCUAACUAUCAUUCGUGUUCAGGCUUAGUGAUUUGAACAAAGCACUAACCCCAAGUGUUAAAUAACGCAUAACUCGUCCCACACCGCUUGUGCUACAAACAAGAAUGAUACCUCAAAUCAAGUGGCUUGUUGAGGAGAACUGUGCUCUUAUUUUUAGAAGCAAUCAAACCUGUGGUUUUCUCUUGGCUGAUGAUAAUAUUCUAGACUUAAAAAAUUAAAAAGUUUAUCUGCUUACCCCGAGGUCAUCCAAGGUGCUAGCUGACUUUUUUCUUUAGUAGAACAGUAGAAGAUUUUUCACCAAAUUAAACUCUACGGCUCGUGACACAUUGAGGUGUUAAGACAUGAAAUUAUCUAUUCCUCGAUAUCAUUUUUUACUUUAUAUUUCACCAUGUCUGACACAAAUAAAAAAUUGUCGUCAUUUUCUCACCCUCAUAUUGUUCCAAACCUAAAUGUUUCUGUUGAACACAAUAGAAGAUAUUUCGAAAAAUGUGUGUGACCAAACAGUUGUUUUUAUUUUUUUCAUAAUAUGGAGGUCAGCGGCUACCAGCAAUUCUUUAAAAUAUCAUCUUUUGUGUUCAACAGAAGAAAGAAACCCAUACAGGUUUGGAACAAAUAAUGAAAUUGUGGAGGGAACUGUUGCGAUCAAGUUUACCAUUGUUUUUUUUUGUUUGUUUGUUUGUUUUGCAAGAUUUGCAGAUUUCACAACGGGUUCAAAUCGGUCGCGUGGAUUCGUUGCGUUGGCCAAGAGAAAGCUGAUAGGUUUGUAAUUGUAUGAGGUGGUCUUCAUGCUAUUUACAGUGGAUCUUUUUUGCCAAGAAUAAGUUUACCAAUAUUAAUGUGACCACACCUUCACUUAGACAAGCCACAUCUAGGGACCACAAUAUCAUAUCCAGUUUCACAGGCUCCUUUUUCUACUCGUAACGUACUAAAAUAAUUCAGAACAUCUUUGCAAUCUUAAAGCGAUGCACUGACAGCGAACCACGACACUUUUGCAUCAUAGGGGCGAGUUUUUUGCGUGGGAAAGUAUCUCUCUGUUUACAUUAUUUACACCUUAUUUACUAGUCAUACCUUGUUGAACAUCUGAGUGGCAAACAUCGGUGUGAACAUUUGAUGUGGGAUCUUCAGGCUCAGUGCCUGAUAAAAGGAUUUAUUUUUUCCCCACGGUUCAAAGCAAAUAUUUGCAUACCCAUUCAGAUGUGUUGUUAUUUAUAUAGUGUAUUUGAUUGAAAUUAGUUCAGAAAAAACACACUCGCACAGCUCAAGUUGUUUGCUUUUAGUCUGCCGUUUUCACAUACUUUUUUUUUUUUGUAUGUUUGAUCUCUUCAAGUUUUUUUUUUUUAGAUGUUUUUGAAUCACACUGUUUCUAUGGUGAUCACUCCAGCAGACUGAAUCCUAUUGGUCAGAGCAGUCCUGGUUGAAUUCCUCUCCAUUAAAAUCCCUUUAACACCAUCAGAAUCGCAUUGAAUCAGAACGAACAGACCGAAAAGGGAGCAGUCGAAGAAGGCGUUUGGCCGGAUGAAUACUUUAGCAAUAUUUCAUAGAAUAACUACGUUAACCUUUAAAGCCAUGGUUUUGAAACCCUUUACAAUGUGGCACCUACAGUAUCAUGCUUUCUGAGAACGGUUUUCAGUGUUAAACUGCAAUUCUCUACAUACAAACAAAUAUCUUCUCAUGCUGGGAAAUUAGCAUGUACAGCCUAUAUAGAUUUAUACGAAAAUCUAUUCAACAAAAUAAUACUUGUAAAAGCAAAAAGCGGCAAACAUUCCAUAUGAUGAAUGUAUAAUACUCUCCACUAUAUGUACGUUCCACCAUCUAUCUAUCUCUCUUCAUAACUGUGACUGUAAAGACAUCUGGGAGCUUAUGUAAAUUACGCCGCACAUAUGAUAUGCUUUAUGUGGAUUUUACUCAAUGUAUUAUUUAUAUGUAAAAUGCAGCAGGCUGGAAAAAGCCUGCUUUGUGGCCUUGUCAAACACAAGAAUGUUUUUUCAAAUGCAUAACCAUUAUAUAUAUAUAAUAUAUAUAUAUAUAUAUAUAUAUAUAUAUAUAUAUAUAUAUAUAUAUAUAUAUAUAUAUAUAUAUAUACACACACACACACACACACACACACACACACACACACACACUGAUAGACAGAACUGAGAUUAUUUUGGAUGUGGUUAUGUGUGCAAACAGUUGUUUUACAAGCAUGUGUUUUGAGAUUCCAUGGCCAUUUGAUUGGACGGCACAAUAUAAUCAUAAUGGUUGGGAAUUGUGUUUCAGCACUAAAUAUCUCUUCUUUUGGAUGUAUAGUGUAUUUGAUGUUGUUAGUGCAAUGCCUGUUUGUUUGCAUUCAGUGGUCAUUUUGUGAUGUUCAAUUCUCUAAAUGUACAUGAAAAAGCUUUAUAAGAGCGGUUUACAAAUGAUUGUUACCUUUUCCGGGAAUAUAUUUGUUACGAAGAACGAAGAAAUACCUUGGAAGUUGGAUAUAAAGUUCUCUCUUUUUGCCUGAAUGUUUUUCUACACGGAGGAUUUGCUCAUUUACAUUUUUUUAAAUCUUCUUCUUCUUCUGUCCUGUAAUGUUCAUUUCUUGCAUUCUGUCUUUGUCUGUGUUGAAAUGGAGAUCAAACGUGUUGAAAUCUAAGAUGAAAAUGAGAAUUAAAAUAUAUAGCACAACGAA